Molecule: messenger RNA, 3047 nt
Organism: Ictidomys tridecemlineatus (thirteen-lined ground squirrel)
Lineage: Eukaryota; Metazoa; Chordata; Mammalia; Rodentia; Sciuridae
Gene: Smad1
Product: SMAD family member 1
Biological process (GO): transforming growth factor beta receptor signaling pathway; BMP signaling pathway; anatomical structure morphogenesis
Cellular component (GO): heteromeric SMAD protein complex
Molecular function (GO): RNA polymerase II cis-regulatory region sequence-specific DNA binding; I-SMAD binding; DNA-binding transcription factor activity, RNA polymerase II-specific
Source: RefSeq, a predicted model, not a curated record
UUGUUUGCUGGUUGCUCAAUGUGUGUGCGGGCUGGGAGGGAGAAGGUUUCCUGGAUGUGCUUUGGGGAGGCAGCAGGAACAGAUGCCGGCCGGAUCUCACAACUGCCGUAGCCGAGGCUUUUGUUUAUUUUGAGGCAAAUGCGAUUUAAAAAACAAAACAAAAAAAAAAAUACUCCGGUGCGAGAUAACUAGUGAGGCGCUGAGAAUCGAGGCGGGUCUGAGAACCAUCUCCCGCGGAGCAAGCAUCGUUUUCGUGCUGAUUUUGGAUUAUGUUCUAGAACAUCAAGAAUAGUGAUUUCUACUUGUCAAGACUGCAAACUCAGAAGCUGCAGAGAAUCCUAUGUAAACUGUGAUCUCCUUUGCUGCCCUUUUACAUUAGGAGACCCCUUUAUUUCACCACAUCCGAGGAGUAUAUAACUAGCACCGUCAUUAUGAAUGUGACAAGUUUGUUUUCCUUCACAAGUCCAGCUGUGAAGAGACUUCUCGGGUGGAAACAGGGUGACGAAGAAGAAAAAUGGGCAGAGAAGGCUGUGGACGCGCUGGUGAAGAAACUGAAGAAGAAGAAGGGUGCCAUGGAGGAGCUGGAGAAGGCCCUGAGCUGCCCCGGGCAGCCCAGUAACUGUGUCACCAUCCCCCGCUCUCUGGACGGCAGGCUGCAGGUCUCCCACCGGAAGGGACUGCCCCACGUCAUUUACUGCCGCGUGUGGCGCUGGCCUGAUCUUCAGAGCCACCAUGAACUGAAGCCACUGGAAUGCUGCGAGUUCCCUUUUGGCUCCAAGCAGAAAGAAGUCUGCAUCAAUCCCUACCACUAUAAGCGAGUAGAAAGCCCCGUUCUUCCUCCAGUGCUGGUUCCGAGACACAGUGAAUAUAACCCUCAGCACAGCCUCCUAGCUCAGUUCCGGAACCUGGGACAGAAUGAGCCUCACAUGCCACUCAACGCCACUUUUCCAGAUUCUUUCCAGCAGCCCAACAGCCACCCGUUCCCUCAUUCUCCCAACAGCAGUUACCCGAACUCUCCCGGAAGCAGCAGCAGCACCUAUCCUCACUCUCCUACCAGCUCAGACCCGGGCAGCCCUUUCCAGAUGCCAGCUGAUACUCCCCCACCUGCCUACUUGCCUCCCGAGGACCCCAUGACCCAGGAUGGCUCUCAACCAAUGGACACAAAUAUGAUGGCGCCUUCCCUGCCCUCAGAGAUCAACAGAGGAGAUGUUCAGGCAGUUGCUUAUGAAGAACCAAAACACUGGUGCUCUAUUGUCUACUAUGAGCUCAACAAUCGAGUGGGUGAAGCGUUCCAUGCCUCCUCCACAAGUGUGUUGGUGGAUGGUUUCACUGAUCCUUCCAACAAUAAGAACCGUUUCUGCCUUGGGCUGCUCUCCAAUGUUAACCGGAAUUCCACUAUUGAAAACACCAGGCGGCAUAUUGGAAAAGGAGUGCAUCUUUACUAUGUUGGAGGGGAGGUGUAUGCCGAAUGCCUCAGUGACAGUAGCAUCUUCGUGCAAAGUCGGAACUGCAACUACCACCAUGGAUUUCACCCCACUACUGUUUGCAAGAUCCCUAGUGGGUGUAGCUUGAAAAUUUUUAACAACCAAGAAUUUGCUCAGUUGUUGGCACAGUCUGUGAACCAUGGUUUCGAGACUGUCUACGAGCUCACAAAAAUGUGUACUAUACGCAUGAGCUUUGUGAAGGGCUGGGGAGCAGAAUACCACCGCCAGGAUGUUACUAGCACCCCCUGCUGGAUUGAGAUACAUCUGCACGGUCCCCUCCAGUGGCUGGAUAAAGUUCUCACCCAGAUGGGUUCACCUCAUAAUCCUAUUUCAUCAGUGUCUUAAACGGCCUCAGGCUUCUGCCUCUUGAAAACUAUUGAGCCUUGCAUGUACUUGAAGGAUGGAUGAGUCAGACCCAAUGGAGAGCUGACAAAGGAGCCUUGAUAAUACUUGACCUCUGUGACCAACUGUUGGAUUCAGAAAUUUGAAAACCCUUGGUAACAUACUAUUGAUAUCAAGAACCUGUCUAGUUUACAUUGUAACAUUCUCUUGUAAAAUCAACUAAAAUGCAGACUUUUAGCAGGACUCUGUGUAUAGUUAAAGAAGAGAUGGCCAAGCCAGGGACAAAUUAUCUAUUAGAAAAAAUGGUCCUAAGAGAUUCUUUUGUGUUUGGCACUUUAGGGUCAUCGUUUGGCAGAAGUUUAGCAUUAAUGGUUAGUCUUUCUGAAGUGUGUUUUUAUCAGGUUUAGAGCCCAUGUUGAAUCUUCUUUUCAUGGGUUUUCAUAAUUUUUAAAACUAUUUGUUUAGUAAUGGUUUUGUUUGUUUUUAAGUAAAGAUUAAUCUUUAUGAUAUACAUAGUAAUCUUUCUAAAAUUGUAUGCUGACCAUACUGCUGUCAGAAUAAUGUUAGGCAUAUGCUCUUUGCUAAAUAUGUAUGUACAGAAUAUUUGAAAGUUAAGAAUUGAUUAGACUAGUGAAUUUAGGAGUAUUUGAGGGGGUGGGGGGAGGGGGGAAAUGACAAUUGCAAAUGUAGAAUAUACUGUAAAAAUUCAGUUUGUCGCCUUAAAGAAACGAACUGAUGCCUGAAUUUUGCUGUGUUUCAAUUUUUUAGAGAUUUUUAUCUUCUUUUUUUUUUUUCUUUCUUUCUUCUCUCCAUCCUUUCCCCAAAAAAGCAGUUAUGCAGCUGGUUAAUUCAUAUAACUGUGAGAGCAAAUGAAUAAUUCCUGCUAUUCUGAGAUCGACUGCCUAUGUAUUUCAAUACCAAUUGUAUGGAGUGCUUGAAUUUAUUGAGCAGUUUUUAUGGAGUUUACAGUACAGAAACAGGCUUUAAUUUUCAAAUGAAUUAUUUGCCAAACCUAGUAACUGUUAAAUAUUUGGAGGAUUUAAAGAACAUCCCUGUUUAAAUCCAUUUCCAACUUUUUUAAUUUUUUUGUACUAUGUUUGGUUUUAUUUUCUUCUGUUAUCUUUUAUAUUCACUUAUGCUCUCGUACAUUGAGUACUUUUAUUCCAAAACUAGUGGGUUUUCUCUACUGGAAAUUUUAAAUAAACCUGUCAUUAUUGCUUA